Molecule: messenger RNA, 2859 nt
Organism: Sebastes umbrosus (honeycomb rockfish)
Lineage: Eukaryota; Metazoa; Chordata; Actinopteri; Perciformes; Sebastidae
Gene: sv2
Product: synaptic vesicle glycoprotein 2
Exons: 13
Coding region: 294-1925 (543 amino acids)
Biological process (GO): transmembrane transport
Cellular component (GO): membrane
Molecular function (GO): transmembrane transporter activity
Source: RefSeq, a predicted model, not a curated record
UGACAUUUAGUGUAAAGUGCUUUGAGUGGUCGGAAGACUAGAAAAGCGCUAUAUAAAUUCAAGUCCAUUUACCAUUUAACAUUUAAAAGAGCCGGCUCUUUGAACCGGCUCGUUCGCGAUCGACACAUCACCACUCUCUCCCUCAAGUGAUUUUACUUCCUGGUCCUUCUUGUCAGGUUAGCUUCACGGUUAGCUGCUAGCUGUUAGCAGUGAUGAGUCAGAUGAGCCGGUGACAUGGAUCAGUUUUAAUCAUCAGAGCUCAUAUCAGAAACGUCCGGUAUUUAUUUGGGGGGAUGUCUCGUCACGUGCGUACCGGAGACCCGGAGGCUCGAGAGCCGCUUCUCACCGGAGAACACCUGGAGGAGCUGAACUCUGAUGAAGGUGAAGUCAUUUUCGAGAGGAGCUCCUCAAACAUCUCACGUGAUGCCGGUGGGAGCGCUCACAGAAGAUUAACGUAUGAGGAAGCAGUAGAGGAAGCAGGUUUUGGUUUGUUCCACUGGCUGCUGUUGGUGGUGUGUGGUUGGGCCAACGCCAGCGACGCCGUGGAGAUCCUCUGUGUGUCUUUCCUGCUGCCGACGGCGCGCUGCGACCUGCUGCUCAGCUCCUCUGACAUGGGCCUGCUCACCGCCAGCAUCUUCCUCGGAAUGAUGGUGGGCGGCUACAUGUGGGGAUACCUGGCUGACCAGAGGGGGCGUCGCCGGGUCCUGGUCGUGUCCCUGACGGUUAACGGGGUGUUUGGCGGUCUGGCCAGCUUUGCUCCGUGGUUCUGGCUCUUCCUGCUGCUGCGGUUCAUCAGCGGCAUCGGGGUCGGCGGGUCGAUUCCUGUUAUCUUCUCCUACUUCUCUGAGUUUAUGCCCCGACUGAAGAGAGGUGCGAUGAUCAGCGCUCUGGCCACCUUCUGGAUGGCAGGAAACAUCCUGGCUGCAGGUCUGGCCUGGUUGGUGAUUCCAAGAACCUGGGCUCAUGUCUCACUGGGAACGCUGGACUUCCAGAGCUGGAGACUGUUUGUGGUGCUCUGCUCCGUUCCCAGCCUCACCUCAGCCCUCCUCUUCAAGCUGCUGAUGCCUGAGAGCCCCAAGUUCCUCAUGGAGGCGGGCUGCGAGAAAGAGGCGAUCCGUGUCUUCCAGCUGAUGUUUAAACUGAACACGUGGGGGAAAGGAAAGAAUUUACCGGAAUUUGGUUUACGCAUCAGCUCCAAGAAUAGAGGCGAAAAGGAGACCAGAAGCGGGGCUUCACGUAGAGAAAGACUCGCCUGCUUUUUGAAAAAGGCCGUGGUGCCCGUUAAACGGAUGUUUAAAGGUUCACUCAGAUCCAGGAGCAUCGCGUUGCUCGUCGUCUUCUACUGCAUCUCCUUCGGUUACUACGGGCUGUGGAUGUGGUUCCCGGAGCUGUUUGAGAGGAUUGAGGACGGCGGCUCGCCCUGUGCCAACGUGUCCCUGCCGUCUCCGCUCCACAACCAGAGCUGCUACCCGGUCAAGACAGCAGUGUAUAUGGAGGGCUUCAUCAUUGCUGUAUCAAACUUACCGGGAAACAUCUUCACCAUUCUCGUGAUGAAUAGAACGGGAGGAAAAGCUCUACUGUCCUGCAGCCUGCUGGUGUCCAGUCUGAGCGUCUUCCUCAUCUACGUGGUCCAGACCAAAGCCCAGAGUCUGAUCGUGUCCUGCGUCUUCAGCGGCGUGUCCGUGAUCGCCUGGAACUCCCUGGACGUGCUGGGAACGGAGCUCUACCCGACUCAGCUACGGUCCUCUGCUCUCGGUUUCUUCACAGGAGUGGGCCGAGUGGCGGCCAUCAUGGGUAACGUGGCCUUCGGGAAGUUGGUGGACACAAACUGCGCCGUGCCGGUGCUGCUGGUGUCGGCUAUGCUGCUGACCGGAGGACUGGUGGCUCUCCUGCUUCCACAAACCAAGCAGACUGAGCUCACCUGAUCAAUCAGAAACUACCUUUAUAAAUAGAUUAUUAUAAAACAUCCUCUUUAACGUCCUCAUGGAAGCAGACAGGAGGGUCGCUGCCUUUGUUCUGUGAUUGUUAUCUCCUGUUUCUGCUCCCAGACGAUGUUUGAAUCCUGUGCCUUCUGUCGUCUCCCUGUGCCUUCAUACGGUGCCUCGUUUAUAAUGCCAACAAUAAGAGAAAUUGUCAAAAGACAAUAGGGACGGUCUCCACCUUCCAUGAAUUAUUAUUCAGGGAAGUGAGUAAGGAGAAAAAGAAAUGCAGUUGUACUUCAGUGUAUAUAAUGUGAGCUUGUGAGGAUUAAAAUCCUUCAGAGUGUGAAGGACACCUUUAGAAAGUUUGUCAGUAUCAAACUCUUAUCUUCUAAGUCAAAGAAGUAGUGUUGAACAUGAUGUUUCUGGAGUAUAAUCGGCGGUGGCAUUAAAGGUUCAGUUAUAAAAAGUCACCUUGAACUCAAAAAGGAUCUUGAAGGAUGUUUCAGGAUUUUUACGUGUUGCGUUUGACUAUCUGGUUAGUCGAUCUAUCGGUUAAAGAAAAACACUGCACGUUCCACAUCUGUUUUACUGUAAUUUACUAUGUAAAAUGAAGAAUCACAAGUGUCCUCCAAAUCCCAGGUACAUCUUUAUGCAUACUGUAGGUUUGAGAGGCGACUCAGGACUCAUUCUGAACCCAAUCUGCCAUUUUGCUGCACAAACUGGACCACACCAGUUCAUCCGCAUUCCUGUGGAAAACCAAAGAUCACAAUCAGUUUAAAAAGGACCAGAACAGGUACAGACCUUUACUGUAUAUCUGAGUUGCCACAUUGUUGAUGGGCUCAUAUUCCCAUCAGUUAUUCCAUAAAGCUGUCUGUACUCUGAGACUACUGAAGAAGUUUGUUUUUAAAAAAUAAACUCUUAUUUUUUGUUCAUCUCA